Molecule: messenger RNA, 2173 nt
Organism: Homalodisca vitripennis (glassy-winged sharpshooter)
Lineage: Eukaryota; Metazoa; Arthropoda; Insecta; Hemiptera; Cicadellidae
Exons: 4
Coding region: 263-2173 (636 amino acids)
Source: RefSeq, a predicted model, not a curated record
GGUCGGUCAGCUGGGCUGCCGCUCAGUUUUGCUCGGACCUGUGAACCGGAAACACCUCUCCGUCAUCGGUGCCGCGUUCUUUAUAAAAGUGUAAAUACAAAUUCAAUUAAUUAAUCAGUUGGUGAAUUUUAACUUUUUUGUGAUUUUGUUCGAUUUAUUUUAAGUUUUCUGUUUUUCACACAGCGAAUUGGAAAAACGUUAUCUAGUUUCAAAGUGGCAGCAGACCGACGACUUCGGGAGGAAGAAGGAGAUCCGGCAGCGUAUGUACAAGCUGCGGGAGCAACGGCUCAGAGACUUCUACACUGACAGUGACACAUCAGUGACUAUGGCCAGCCGCAAGCACGCGGCUCCCACACACGCAGACAGUAUCUCAGACCAAGGCUUCAUGUCCCUCAAGUCCAAGGAGAUCAGGGACUCGGAGUCCCCCACGAGGGACAUCCAUCGUCGUCAAGGGGAUAACAACUACUGGAACACGGUGCAACAGUCGAGCUACAGCACCCAGGGAGGCGAAGGUGAUCGUCGGGAAGUCUACGAAAGGUCAUCCACAGGUACAGGAUAUAGUGAGGAUGGUGCGACUCAGAUCAAACUGGAGGCAGACGAGAGAGGCUUCACGUCCUCCCAGACGACAGAAGUAGAAGGAGGCCAGUGUAACACAAAUCGGGAGCAGCAUGAUGCUCAGAUCGCUACUGCGUCACACACCAAGACCGACGGUGGAGAGGCUUACUCGUAUUCCACCUCUAAAGAACACCAGGAAAGCAAGUCUUCAGUGACAGAAUCCAAGGAAGGAUCAUCAACCUUCAAAUCCUCACGGUGGGAGACUUCGAGCUCCACAAGCUCGUCCAGUAGACAGGUGGUAUCCUCUUCCAACUUUGGCAGGAUUACUUCGGAUGUCGACAUGAGAGCCAUCACGUCCGGUGACGACGUGGACUUCACCAACACUAGUUUCCAGGACAACGCGAACACUUCGACUAUCCGUAGAGUGAAGAAUGUAUCGGACUCCAAAUACAAGACAGACGCUAACGAGGUAAGGUACACCACUGAUAACAGAGAGGACUCCACUUCCUUCAUCGAUAAAGAGAUUAGGAACAAUCUGAGAAACGUCCAAGACAACAGUUUUGACGUAAGGGAAGACUACUUCGGUGACCACGACUCUAGAAGAGACAGUACUUCAACGUACACUUCGGAAGUUAUUUCCAAUGUGGAUGAUUAUGUUACCAAUGAUGUAUCACGGAGAGUUAAUCAAGAGGUGAAGAUAGAAGAUCGAAGUAACGUUGUUGACCAGAAAAUAAUGUCAGAGAUCAACAAGUUGGACUCUUUCUUGUCCACACAGAACACGGGAACCAACACUCCGGCUAGUCCUCGCAGUGUGAUGGGGGAUGUCAACUGGACCGUUGUCUCCAACAACGACGGAGAAUUCGUCUACAGAGACGAUAAGACACCCUCAAGCCCCGGAAGUAGGGCUGCGCCCAUCAAAUAUCCUGACAACUUGGACCUCCCCAAGGAGUGCACUGAAGGGCAGUAUGUUACAACCUACAAUGAGCACUACACCAAGAAAAUAAGUGUUGAUGUAAGCCCAACGCACGAUAAGUUUGCUAGGUCCCUAAGACAGACCCCUCCUGGAACACCAAGGUCUCUUUCUCGACAAUCUCUCGAUAGAAGCAGCCCUGAAAGAAAGGCCAAAAAUUCACCACGGUCCAGCCCAGAUAAAGAGAGGAGGACUAGUGUUGGCAGCAAUUCCGUAGAUAAGUCGAGUAAUGUUCGUCGUAAGACGUCUGAAGUGGCCAGACAAACUGGAACUUCAAAAGAGUCUACUAUAAAGAACAAAAGGAAGUUUUCAACAACUCAAACAAAAGCUGCGGCAAAGGCAAGAGCAUCGACGCCUGGAACAUCUCCUACUACCAGUCCUACAAGAAAGCAGAAAGAAAGAUCAGACUCGCCUUCAUCUGCCAGCGAUUCGGAUGCGUCUCAGGUUACUUAUGAAAAGAAAACAUCUACCACAUACAAAAGGGCUGAUGUAGUCAGGCGAAAUCUAAUGGAUUCUUUUGACAAGGAUACUACACCAACAGACACAGAAAACACGGAAACUUCAUAUCGACCAUCUAGUCCUGAAAAAUCUCCAACAAGAAAAACAUCGACUCCAACUGGAAUACUCAGAAAAGGACUCAAGGACUGA